AGAAGCCGAACGCAAUACAGUGGUCGGAAAAUUUUUCCGUCUAUGCAACCUCCGACGGCGACGGUGAAAGCAGCCCCCUUUCCCGCUGUCUCUCUUUUCCCACCCUCCACCUCCGAUAUCUCUUGCGCCCUCAGUCAUGGUAGGUUCCUUCAGUUUUUUUGUGAAGAAAUACGUGGUGAUUGGUCUUCGAAUUUUCCUUCAAUUUCUUUAGGGCAUUUGUCGAUUGAAACUGUGAUUGGCUGUUAAUAAUUUGUUGCUUUGCCAAAAAUCAUAUCUUUUUCUCUUUUUCUCUUUGAUUUCAAUAAUGGGUGUUGGGGCAACUAUUAGGUUUUUAGGUAUUCAGUUCCCUACCAAUUUCGUUUUCCCUCUUUUUUUUUUUUUUUUUCUGUUUUGGGGUCAAGAAUAAAUACCUAGACCCAUU
Molecule: messenger RNA, 421 nt
Organism: Rubroshorea leprosula
Lineage: Eukaryota; Viridiplantae; Streptophyta; Magnoliopsida; Malvales; Dipterocarpaceae
Source: the annotation of a GenBank genome assembly